Molecule: messenger RNA, 573 nt
Organism: Porites evermanni
Lineage: Eukaryota; Metazoa; Cnidaria; Anthozoa; Scleractinia; Poritidae
Source: the annotation of a GenBank genome assembly
AUGUUCACCAUGGAGAUUGAAAUCAAUGGUAUGGUUCCCUUCCCGGGCACCCAGCUCUUCAACAGAUCUUCACAUGAGGAGACCAAAGUCUAUGUCAAGCUCACCAACACUGGGCUCUUGUUGCAUUACAAGAGUCACGUAGACGUUCGAUAUAAACGAGCGUUGCUAAGACCUAUGCUUGAUCGUGCUUUCCGACUUUCGUUCGACUGGUCGUAUUUCUGCGAAAAAUGCGAUCGUCUUAAAUUACUUUUUUCGCGGCUAAAUUACCCUGACAAACUAAUUAACUUUACUAUCUCACGCUAUAUUGUCACAAAAGUUUCUGAGCAACCUGUUUCAUCGCCCGCGGCUGUUUCUGAUUCAUCUGACUCUGUUCGUCAACUUCAGGAUUUGAGUCGAAAAACUCACACGACCGUGUCUCCAGUAUUUGUCAGCCAAAACAUUGAGUGCGAUCUUAAAAUUCGAGAAGCUAAUCCACCUUUUGUCAACCAGCAUUGUUUCGUUUACAAAUUUGAACGUGACCUGUGCGAUGCAGGUUAUGUUUUACACAUCUUGCCACUUACACCAGCGAAUUGA